Messenger RNA from Cygnus atratus (black swan), 2883 nucleotides. RefSeq names its product leucine rich glioma inactivated 1 (gene LGI1). Bases 350 to 1981 code for a protein of 543 amino acids. Lineage: Eukaryota; Metazoa; Chordata; Aves; Anseriformes; Anatidae. Gene Ontology annotation, molecular function: protein binding. The record is from RefSeq and is a predicted model, not a curated record. The transcript is spliced from 9 exons.
GGCGCUCAUCAUGCUGAGGGGCGAGGGGAGCCUCCCCGCCCGGGAUCCCGGUGCACGGCCCCGGCUGCGCCCGCCGCCGCCUCGGGGAAGCCGGUUGGAUUUUCCCCAUCUUACAGCACCUCGCAGGUCUCUUCUCUCAGCAGUACGUUGCCUGAGUGAGUGGAAACACACAGAUCAGCUGCAGGUUUCUGUCUACAGAAACAGAGUGAAAGAGAAAGAAAAGGGUUGGGAAAGCAGAGACAAAUAUUGACCUGGACUUAUAGAAAGACAUCCAAUGGCUGAAUAAAGAACCCCUGUUCAUGUUUUGGGAUAUUCUUUCAACUGGCUGGAACGAGAGCGGAUCAAAAGAAUGGGAAAUGCCAGCAGACCCUUUAGAAGAAUUGCUUAUUUCUUAUGCCUUUUAUCUGUGCUUUUGCUGACUGAAGGGAAGAAACCAGUGAAGCCAAAAUGUCCUGCCUGGUGUACUUGUACCAAAGAUAAUGCUUUAUGUGAAAAUGCCAGAUCUAUUCCUCGCAGCGUUCCGCCUGAUGUUAUCUCACUAUCCUUUGUGAGAUCUGCUUUUACUAAAAUCCCAGAAGGGAGUUUUUUGCUCACACCAUCUCUGCAGCUUCUGUUGUUUACCUCCAACACUUUUGAUGUUAUUAGUGAUGACGCUUUCAUGGGCCUUCCUCAUCUAGAAUAUUUGUUCAUAGAGAACAACAGCAUUAAGUCAAUUUCAAGAAAUACUUUCAGAGGACUGAAAUCUUUAAUUCACCUGAGUCUCGCAAAUAAUAAUCUCCAAUCGCUUCCAAAAGACAUAUUCAAAGGCUUGGAUUCUUUAACAAAUGUAGAUCUUAGAGGCAAUGCAUUUAAUUGUGACUGCAAACUGAAGUGGUUAGUGGAGUGGCUGGGCAGCACCAAUGCAACUGUUGAAGACAUUUACUGUGAAAGCCCACCAGAAUAUAAGAAGCGCAAAAUCAAUAGCCUCUCACCGAAAGAAUUUGAUUGUAUUAUUACAGAAUUUGAAGUUUAUCAGUCCCUGCCAUACCAAUCUCUGUCAGUAGAUACUUUCUCAUACAUGAAUGAUGAACAUGUGGUUAUUGCUCAGCCCUUCACCGGAAAAUGCAUCUUUCUCGAAUGGGACCACGUAGAAGUGAUGUUCAGGAAUUAUGACAACAUAACAGGUACUUCAACUGUUGUGUGUAAACCCAUAGUUAUUGAGAGUCAGCUAUAUGUCAUUGUCGCACAGCUGUUUGGAGGCUCCCACAUAUAUAAAAGAGAUAUUUUUGCUAAUAAGUUUAUAAAAAUUCAAGAUAUUGAAAUCCUUAAAAUACGAAAACCCAAUGACAUUGAAACUUUCAGGAUUGCUGAAGACUGGUAUUUUGUUGUUGCAGACAGUUCAAAAGCUGGUUUCACCACUGUUUACAAAUGGAAUGGGAAUGGAUUUUAUUCCCAUCAGUCUCUGCACGCCUGGUACAGAGAUACUGAUGUGGAGUAUCUUGAAAUAUCCGGCAAACCACAUUUAAUUCUGUCAAGUAGUUCCCAAAGACCUGUAAUAUAUCAGUGGAACAAAGGAACAAAUGAAUUUGUUAAGCGUUUUGAUAUCCAAGAUAUGGAAGAUGCAUAUGCAGUGAAACAUUUCAAGGUGAAAGAGGAUGUAUACAUUUGUUUAACAAGAUUUAUUGGGGACUCUAAAGUAAUGAAAUGGGGUGGUUCAGCAUUUCUGGAUUUACAAAGGAUGCCAUCCCGAGGGUCAAUGGUAUUCCAACCGCUUCAGAUAAGUAAUUAUCAAUAUGCCAUUCUUGGAAGUGAUUAUUCUUUCACUCAAGUCUAUUAUUGGGAUGCUGAGAAAGCAAAAUUUGUGAAGUUUCAAGAAUUAAACAUACAGGCACCAAGAUCUUUCAUACAUGUCUCCAUCGAUAAACGAGAUUUUCUCUUUGCUUCAAGUUUUAAGGGAACUACAUUGAUUUAUAAACAUGUCAUAGUUGACUUAAGCGCAUGACACUCAUAAUUCUGAGAUUACAUCAGACUUUCAACCAUAAGUGGACAAAAUGAACUAAAUGCAUGAUGACUCUCUUAUCUUACUUCCAAAUGAAUGCCUUUAAAAGUUGAGAUUGCUAGAACAAAGUAUUACUAGUAUCUUCAUCUUUAAUUGUCAAGUCUAGUGGUGUUGGAAGUUGCAUUUUUUAACAAAAAGAAAUUAAAUUAACUGUUCUUUGCAUCCACAAUAUGUAAAUAUGUCUGCAACUGCAUCUGUUGCUAUAAAGAAUAUUAAGAUGUACUUUUCCAUUUAUUUAUUCACCUGUUUGAAACAACUGCCAAAUAAAAUGUUUACAUUUUGUGUCUUUCACAUUCCAAAUAUUAUUUGCAGGUGAUAUUUUUAUUUGUGUAUAUAUUAUACACAUAUAAAAUAAACCCAAGAAGGUAUGUUGCCCAAUGCUGAGUUGUACUGCAUGGAAGAUGCACAGUAUGAUCAGGUGGGUUUUACAUAUACAAGAAGUUCUUGAUGAAAAUGCAAUGUAGAAUCACAGUCCUAUAAAUGGUUACCUGGACGCAUCUUUGCAUUUAGAUGAAGAUUCACUGGUUCAAACUGGACUCCGUCCAGAAAAAAUGGUUCAAUUAUAUAGACCAGUUGUAGGAUGGGGCUUUGUACUGUGUGUAGUUGGAAGUAUCUGAUUGUUGAAAAAAAAUGACAGAGAAAUCAUCAGAAUGAAAGCUGAUGUGAAGGUCUUUCUUCCUCUGCCUCAUGUUGAAGCAGCACAGAAUGAAUCUCAGGUAUGACACUUGGGCUGUCAUUGUGCUGAAAGCUAGAAGCACAGCUUAUUUUGCAGCUAGCAUCAUUUCUGUAUCUGAGCUGUCACAUAUCACUUGUGUGAAUUCUGUGUAUCCCUGUCAAAUCUUUCC